Trichoderma asperellum CBS 433.97 is the source of this 1878-nucleotide messenger RNA. RefSeq lists its product as uncharacterized. NCBI's taxonomy places the organism in Eukaryota, Fungi, Ascomycota, Sordariomycetes, Hypocreales, Hypocreaceae. The record is from RefSeq and is a predicted model, not a curated record. Gene Ontology annotation, molecular function: heme binding; oxidoreductase activity, acting on paired donors, with incorporation or reduction of molecular oxygen; iron ion binding.
CUCUCCACUCGGACAGUAGACCUAUAUCGAACUCGGGGAAUAUACGGAACAGUCAAGGCAAAUAUAGAGACAUCGUUAUGCUGUUGGCUGCCGAGGCUCUGUUUUUUAACCUGCCGCCUGGACUCGCUCUAGUGCUAUGGCUCAUUGUUAUUGGGAAUGUAUAUCUUAUUUCAAUCCCAAUCUAUAAUGUCUGGUUCCAUCCCCUUCGAAAGUACCCAGGCCCUAGGCUAUGGGCCGCAACUCGGAUCCCAUACACGCGUAUGAUCUUCUCUGGCAUGUCUCACCGGAAAAUCCUCGAAUUACAUCAGCAUUAUGGAGAUAUUGUGCGUGUGGCGCCUGACGAGCUGGCCUACUGCAAUGGUGCUGCCUGGAAUGAUAUCAUGGGCCACCGAAAACGCGGCCAGGGAGAGAACGGCAAAGAUCCAAUCUUCUGGAGGACACAGCAGCACAGUGUAAUCAGCGCCGAUCGCGAAAACCAUACGCGAAUGAGAAGAACAUUGGCUCAUGGUUUCUCAGCCCAAGCAAUGUUGGAUCAGCAACCUCUUAUACAAGGCUAUGUCGACAUGUUGAUUAACCGACUGCGAGAGACCUGUGACGAUGGCAAUCAGCCUAUGGAGAUGACAUCUUGGUAUAACUGGACGACGUUUGACAUCAUCGGCGACUUGGCCUUUGGAGAACCAUUCGGUUGCCUGCAAAACUCUGACUACCACCCUUGGGUAUCACUAGUAUUCCAAAGAAUUCGCGGAGGCGCAAUCAACAACGCUCUGCGCCGGUUUCCCUUUGGGGAAAGACUGAUACAAUUUCUUAUUCCAAAGGAAGCACGCAAAAAGUUUCAUGCGCACUUUCAACUCACACAAGAGAAGGUCAAUAAAAGAUUGGCUGACACUAACCCACGACCAGAUUUUAUGGAAGUUAUGACGAAAAGGGAGGGAGACAUGAAAUUCUCUUAUCCAGAGCUUGUGGACAAUGCAAGUCUACUUAUUAUUGCCGGAUCGGAAACAACUGCAACGACCUUAUCUGGAGUCACCUAUAUGCUACUGACCCACCAGGAAAUCUUGCAAAAGACGAUAGACGAAGUGCGAUCGAGCUUUUCAAGCGAAGCUGAGAUUGAUCUUCUCAGCGUGCAGAAGCUGGGCUAUAUGAUGGCCGUGCUACAAGAAACGCUUCGCAUGUAUCCUCCUGUCCCAGCUACCAUACCACGCAAAGCGCAGCCUGGUGGCGAUAUGAUAUGCGGACAGUACGUUCCAGAAAACACCAUUUUGGGCAUUUGGCAAUGGCCAACGUAUCACAGUGAAAAGAAUUUCACCUUGCCUGAUUCCUUUAUUCCGGAACGAUGGCUGGGCGAUGCCCGGUUUUCGAAUGAUUGCCAAGAAGCGCUUCAGCCAUUUUCAUAUGGACCAAGAAAUUGCAUUGGGAAGAAUCUUGCAUAUGCCGAAAUGCGCUUAAUUUUGGCAAAGAUCUUGUGGAACUUCGACAUCAGCCUUCAUCCUGAUAGUAAAAAUUGGUAUGAGGAACACAAGGCUUACACGCUCUGGCAAAAACCAGAUCUUAAUAUUUAUAUAAAACCAAGAGUAAUUGUAUAGUGCAUGGACAUUGCACGGUCUAUGCUGCUGUGGAAAUUAAUUUGUCUUAUGUACAAGCAAUGGUUUGCUCUUUUCAUGAAGACGUUUUUAAUCUAAAUAUUUAGGGCUUCACUUGAUUCCAUAUCUUGUAUUAUAUCAGAGAAUACUUUCCAGUAUUCAAGCUACUUGUAAUAAAGAGUCUGGUGGUAUUAUGAGUGCUGUCAGUUGGCCGUGAAAGAUUAUAUGAAGUCAUAUCUAUAGACCUUGCUAGCAUAGCGGCGCCAUCGCAGCUUACUUAAAUACAAAUAGUCACCAG